Molecule: messenger RNA, 605 nt
Organism: Culicoides brevitarsis
Lineage: Eukaryota; Metazoa; Arthropoda; Insecta; Diptera; Ceratopogonidae
Product: lopap-like
Exons: 3
Coding region: 30-605 (191 amino acids)
Biological process (GO): lipid metabolic process; response to reactive oxygen species
Cellular component (GO): cytoplasm
Molecular function (GO): pigment binding
Source: RefSeq, a predicted model, not a curated record
UACUCAAAAAUACAAAAUUUCAAAAAAAAAUGCUUUUGCAAAUAAUUUUCUUAUCACUCGCCUUUGCAUUUUCAACAUCCGCUUUGAAAGUUGAAGGCCCAUGUCGCUACAAUGAAAUAACGGUAAUGAAAAAUUUGGAUUUGAAUGCCUAUUCGGGCUUGUGGUACGAAAUUGAGCGUUAUGAUUUGCCUCUUCGUCAAAACUCGGAUUGCAUUAAAUUUGACAUUAAAAGUGAAAAUGGAAAUGAAAUUUAUUCUACGGAAACUGGAUUUAAUUAUUUCAAUGGACAAAAUUAUGAAAUAAAAGGUCAAGGAAUGAAGGAAGAUGGAGUUGAUGCGAAAUUGCGUUUUUGGUAUGAAAAUCAACAAGAGCCUCAAGACACGAAUUAUUGGGUUCUCGACACAGACUACAAAAACUUUGCUAUCGUUUGGGGUUGUAAAAAUUUAGAAGAUGGCAAUUCUGAGGAAUACUAUACCUUAAUGUCACGCGAAAAAAAGAUCACUUCAAAUCGUGAUGUUCGAAAACGAGUCAUGGAAGUUAUAGAUCAAGCGGAAGUUGAUGUCAGAUACAUUCGCAUUACAGUUCAAGAAGAUGAUGUGUGCUAA